AUGGCCAAACAUUCCAAUCUACCUCGAUUCCUCCGCAACUUCGCCUCGGAGGACAAGGAGAAUGAUAUUCGAUCUCGGAAUUUCGCCAAAAAAUUGGAUGCCGCUGACGAUUUGGCCUACUUACGAAACAAUUUUUAUGUGCCGAAAAUGGGAACUCUGCCGAAUGCAGACCCCAAAUUGGUGAAUCCCAAUGAAGACUCGAUUUAUUUGUGUGGAAAUUCGUUGGGAUUGCUGCCCAAAGCGACAAAGGGAUAUAUCGAUAGGCAAUUGGAGAAGUGGGCGCAAAUGUAAGCCUAAUACUAGUCGUUUCAGAAAGUGCGUAGACUUUUAGAGUGCAAUCCGAUUUUUGUUUGAAUUUUGCACACAUUUCGGGUUUAGGCCACUUUUCAAUUUUUGAAAAUUUUAGCUUAUACUUUGCAGGGAGCGGCCGAGAUGUUCAACAAUCUUUUACGGCCGAGAGAGUACGCAAAAUGCGGAGAAACGUCAGAGAAAAACUUUUUUGACCAUAUCGUUGUCAGUUUCAAAAGAAUUGAUUUUUUCUGGAAACAUUACACUCUACAGUCGAAAUACGUGCAUAUAUGUGUACUUCUUUUCAUGCCAAAAUUCACAAAAAGUGUUCACAUUUUCAAAAAACUUUUGACCUAAAAAUCUCGGUCGUUCCUGCAAAGCGCAAGCUAGGAAUCUCGCACAUGCCUUUGAAAAAAAAUUAUUAUAAAUUUGCCCCAAUUUCAUCAAGAUCUGAGCGUCGCACUUGCAGCACUUCCCUUGCAAUUCUAUAUUAUUUUUAAGGGGCGUGUUCGGCCAUCAUUCAGGCGAGCUACCCUGGAUAGACUGCGAUGAAUACCUUCACAAGGGCCUCCAGAAAAUUGUUGGCGCCGAGGAAGACGAAAUCGCCGCUAUGAAUGCGCUAACAGUCAAUUUGCAUCUUCUACUGACCGCUUUUUACACUCCAACCCAAAAACGAUUCAAGAUCUUGCUGGAAUCGCAAGCAUUCCCCUCGGAUCAUUAUGCAAUUGAAAGCCAGAUAAGGCUAAAAGGAUUUGAUCCAAAAACAGCAAUGGUCUGCUUGAAACCUAGAGAGGCAAGUUUUAAAAAAGCUUUCUAAAAGAGUCAGUGCCAGUCUGUCGGGAAAAUAAUGAGCAAAAGUCGUUGCGCCGAUCCUAUCGCUGAAGUGAAAAGCAAUUUGAUUUUGCCGCGAAACUAUUAAUUUUCUCGGCGGCGAUGCGAUUUUCGAUGCGACAGAAUGCUCAUUAUUUUCCCGACAGACUGAUAGUAAAUAGUACAUUUGUGCAAUCUUCAAACCAUUUUCAGGGAGAGCAGACCCUCCGAACCGAAGACAUCCUCUCGUAUCUCGACCAAGACGGUGAUUCCAUCUCCCUGGUCAUGUUCAGCGGUGUGCAAUAUUACACGGGACAGCUGUUUGAAAUCGAAAAAAUCACAAGUUUCGCCCAAUCCAAAGGCUGCGUGGUUGGAUGGGACCUGGCCCAUGCGUUCGCCAAUGUCCCGUUGGAACUGCACAAAUGGAAUGUGGAUUUUGCUUGCUGGUGCAGCUACAAAUAUGGCUGCGCGUCGGCGGGCGGGCUGGCCGGGAUUUUCGUUCAUAAUCGCCAUAAAAGCGAUAAAAGAGAGCGAAUGCUGGGAUGGUGGUCUCAUGACUCAAAAACACGAUUCCGAAUGACCAAUCAGCUGGAGCUGGCGGACGGAGCGGCUGGAUAUCGGAUCAGCAACCCGCCAAUUAUGCUGGUCUGCGCGGUCAUGGGAUUCUUGAAGGUGAGAGGAGUGUAUAGUAGAGUUUUUUUGGGGGUUCAUAAAAAGAACAAAAUUUAGAGAGCUAAUAUCAGUCUGUCGAGAAAAUAGUGGGCACUCUGUCGCAUCAAAAAUCGCAUCACCGCCGAAAAAAUGAAUUGUGUCGCGGCAAAAUCCACUUAAUUUUCACUUCAGCAACAGAGUGCUCAUUAUUUUCCCGACAGAGUGAGUAGAGGAGUUUUUGGAGCGCCCGAAAAGAACAAAAUUUACAAAAGAAGUACCCAAGUGCGACGCUCAGAUUUUCUUUGAAUUUUGCACACAUUUCGGGCAUGGGCCACAUGGCAAUUUCUGAAUAUUUUAGCUCGCCCUUUGCAAGGAGAUCCGAGAUUUUCAACGAUUUUUGCGGCCGAGAGAGUAUGCCAAAUGCGGAGUAAAGUCAGAGAAAAACUCUGUUUGCCCUAUCUUUGCCAGUUUUGUGCGGAAAAAAUUGAUUAUUUGUGGAAAAAUUGCCCUCUACAAUAUAAAUAGGCAGAAAACUUUUAUUCGACGAUCUUUGCGACAGAGAGAGUUGGGGUCACCGCAUACUCGGUCUCUCCCGCUCUUCGCGUUUCACGUGCUCUCUCGUUUGCAAUGAUCGUUGAGUUUCUUGGCUACUCCUGCAAGAAAGGUGCUAAGAUUUUUCCGUAGCUGAUAUGUGACCUUAAAACGUUACGUGGGCAGAAAUUGAGGUAAAUCGACUGGUCGAUUUUUGAAAAAUUACACUAAUUUUUGACCAAAACCCCAUUAAAAUUCAAGUUUUGGCUACAAAACAACCGUUAAUUUGAUUACAACAUGAUCAUAUAGCAUAUAACUCGACCAUUUCCAGGCAAUCGAAUCCACAGACAUGCGGCAACUCCGUGAAAAAUCCCUCAAACUUACCGGAUAUCUUGAGUACCUCAUCGACGAACAUUUCUCAUCAGCCGACGUAACCAACGCUGCCCGCAAAAUCCAGAUAUCGCUGAUAACGCCCAGAGACCCAGAGCAGCGGGGAUGCCAACUGUCGCUGCAAUUUAACUGCGAUAUCGCGCUGAUUUUCGAAGAACUCGUGAAACGAGGCUGCGCCGUGGACAAAAGAUACCCGAACGUCAUCAGGGUGGCGCCAGUUCACAUGUACAACUCGUUCGAGGACUGCUGGAGAUUCGUUGAGGCGCUGAAGGAGUCGAUACAGGCGCUAAGUGAAAAGAGGUUGCUGAAUGUAAAAUAA
This is a messenger RNA of Bursaphelenchus xylophilus (pine wood nematode), 2989 nucleotides long. The record is from the annotation of a GenBank genome assembly. NCBI's taxonomy places the organism in Eukaryota, Metazoa, Nematoda, Chromadorea, Rhabditida, Aphelenchoididae.